AUGACCGACAAUGGGCGAGACCAGCGGCGCGACGUCAGUCGCAGCCAGUUCCGCGACCAGACCUUCAUCGCCCAGGGCAACAUCCACGGCAGCGUCUACUACCACCCGCCCCACCAGCCCGCCCCUGCUGCCGUCGUCCGCGUCAUUCCCUAUCCCCGUAACGAGGACAUGGUGGCACUAGACUACGCGUAUCGACGAUGCGACAACGACAAGGAUUGCUGCGUCUUCUGGGUACACGCCGACAGCGAAGCGACGUUCACGUCCGAUUAUAAGGCGAUCGGGAAGAAGCUCGGGGUCGACGACCGGCUUGACGGGUCGGAUCUGCUUGAUGCGGUCUGUAGCAAGAUGGGAGAACGGUCGGCAUGGGUGAUGAUCCUCGAUAACGCUGAUAAUCUCGGGUUGUUUGGCGUCGGUCCAGCUCAACAAGGGACGAACGAGAGCUUGCGCCACUAUAUCCCCCACGCAUCGCAGGGAACGCUGCUAUGGACAAGUCGAGACGAACAUAUUACCGGCACGCUUAUAGGAUCGCGUCGAGGGAUCGAGGUACUGUCUAUGGUCACCGAGGAGGCAACGACGCUUCUUGCAAGGGUGAGGGAUAACGAGUCGACUUUUAGUGAGGCCGGAGUCGAUGCUCUACUGGAAGAGCUGCAACGUCUCCCGCUGGCGAUCUCGCAAGCUGGCGCCUACAUACGGCGCAUGUCGAUAUCGGUCGAGGACUAUCUAUAUCUCUUGAAGCAAGGCAAAACUCGCUGGGAAGUCUUGAAGAUGAGCGAUACUGACCGACAUCGACGGCCGGAGGUGUCGAACAGCGUGCUUGAGACGUGGAGGAUCUCGAUCGAGAGGAUUCGAGCAGAGAGCGAGAUGUCAUACCGGAUCCUGCAUGUGAUUGCGUAUGUGGACAGCCAGGACAUACCGUAUGACCUGAUGGCGACGGCUAGUCGACAUAGCAUGGUCGACGAGGACUAUAAGAGGGCGUUGAGGCUCCGACAGCAGGUGGUUGGGGAGAAGCACCCCGAUACGAUCAGGAGCAUGGCGGAACUCGCGGCGACGUACCAUGCGCAGGGUCGAUACGACGAGGCUGAAGGUAUUUGUUGGGAAGUGCUAGAUCUCCGACGGGAGGUAGUUGGGGAGAAGCACCCCGAUACGAUUAGGAGCAUGGCGGACCUCGCGACGACGUACCAUAGCCAGGGCCGUUACGACGCGGCUGAAGGUAUUUGUCGGGAAGUGCUAGAUCUCCGACGGGAGGUAAUUGGGGAGAAGCACCCCGAUACGAUCAAGAGCAUGGCGGAACUCGCGGCGACGUACCAUGCGCAGGGUCGAUACGACGAGGCUGAAGACAUUUAUCGGGAAGUGCUAAGGCUCCGACGGGAGGUGGUUGGGGAGAAGCACCCCGAUACGAUUAGGAGCAUGGCGGACCUCGCGACGACGUACCAUAACCAGGGCCGUUACGACGCGGCUGAGACGCUGAAGAAGCGAGCACUAGAUCUCCGACGGGAGGUGGUUGGGGAGAAGCACCCCGAUACGAUCAGCAGCAUGGCGUCCCUCGCGGCGACGACGUACCAUGCGCAGGGUCGAUACGACGAGGCUGAAGACAUUUAUCGGGAAGUGCUAAGGCUCCGACGGGAGGUG
This is a messenger RNA of Emericellopsis cladophorae, 1629 nucleotides long. Its product is annotated as Nephrocystin-3. Gene Ontology annotation, cellular component: membrane-bounded organelle; kinesin complex; cytoplasm. Gene Ontology annotation, biological process: microtubule-based movement. The transcript has 3 exons. NCBI's taxonomy places the organism in Eukaryota, Fungi, Ascomycota, Sordariomycetes, Hypocreales, Bionectriaceae. The record is from RefSeq and is a predicted model, not a curated record. The annotation marks the transcript as partial. Gene Ontology annotation, molecular function: kinesin binding.